Messenger RNA from Cryptosporidium muris RN66, 1260 nucleotides. RefSeq names its product PCI domain-containing protein. The transcript has a single exon. NCBI's taxonomy places the organism in Eukaryota, Apicomplexa, Conoidasida, Eucoccidiorida, Cryptosporidiidae. The coding region runs from base 1 to 1260 and encodes 419 amino acids. Gene Ontology annotation, biological process: ubiquitin-dependent protein catabolic process. Gene Ontology annotation, cellular component: proteasome regulatory particle, lid subcomplex. Gene Ontology annotation, molecular function: structural molecule activity. The record is from RefSeq and is a predicted model, not a curated record.
AUGAAUAUUUCACUAGCAGAUAAAUUUGAACAGGCGAAGUCCUUGGAUAAUAAUGAGUAUAAAGCAGCGGAAAUUAUCUUGUUAGAAAUUAUAAACUCAGAUAAUUCUGCUGAAGAUACUGCUAAACUUCAAGAAUUAGCAAUCUAUAGAUUGGGUGAGAUCUAUGUAGAUCAGGGAGAAGCAGAGAAGUUGAGACAUCUUUUUGUAUUAAUAAGACCAGUAUUACAAAAUUUACCUAAAGCUCGUACAGCAAAGGUUGUUAGGAGUUUAAUGGACCUAUUAUCAAAGAUACCAAAUUCUGAAAAGUUACUUGAAGAAUUAUGCCUAGAAUGUAUACAAUGGUGUAAUGAAGAGAAGAGAACAUUUUUAAGGCAUCGUAUAACAACUAGAUUGGCAAUGGUAUAUUUGAAUGCUAGAUUAUUUUCCAAAGGCCUAGAAUGUAUAACAGAACUUGUUAAAGAAGUAAAAAAAGUAGAUGAUAAAGUUCUAUUAGUUGAGAUAUAUUUGAUAGAGAGUAAACUACAGUAUAGAAUUAAAGAUUUACCAAAAACAAAAGCAGCUUUAACAGCAGCAAGAACAAAUGCAAAUGCAAUCCAUUGUCCACCAUUACUCCAAGCUGACAUAGAUUUACAAUCAGGGAUAGUCUUGGCAGAUGAAAAAGAUUAUGCAACAUCAUUUUCAUACUUUUAUGAAGCAUUUGAAGCAUUUAAUAUUGGUGGCGAUUCUAGAGCACCUCAAGCUUUGAAAUAUAUGAUGUUGGCAAAAAUAAUGUCAGAUCAGCCUGAUAAUAUUUCGGUCAUAAUAACUGCGAAGAAUACUAUUAAAUUCCAAGGACGUGAUAUUGAAGCACUAAAAAUGGUAGCAAGAUGUAGACAACAACGUUCACUGAAGAUGUUUGAAGAUGUCCUCUUGACAUAUGACAAGGAGUUAUCUGAAGAUUUAAUUAUCAAGAAACAUAUUGAUGAACUAUAUGAAAGCCUAUUAGAGCAAAAUAUACAAAGAAUAUUGGAAGCAUAUUCUCAAAUAGAAAUAUCACAAUUGGCACAAUUUUUAGAAUUACCGAUAGAUAGAAUUCAUAAUAAAUUAACUGAAAUGAUACUGGACAAAACUAUAUACGGAAAUAUUGAUCAAAGAAAGGGUAUAUUGAGAUUAGUAGAUAGAUCUUCUUCUAAACCAUUGUUUGACGAUAUAUUGAUGACACUUACUAAUUUGUCAGAUGUUGUGGAUGCACUGUAUGAAAAAGCAGCUAAAGUAUUAUGA